GCGCCGACGUCAGUUUCGGUACAGAGGACGAUGGUGGACGGACAUGUUAACGCACGGACAAUUUUUUAAGCGACCAACUGUGCAAAUAUUGUUCGUAUCGUAAAUACAUAAACGCGGAUAACCUCCAUCAGUAACGGAUCGCUUUCAUAUUCAGACAUUGGAGUUGAAUAUACCGGAAAUUAAAGAAUCGCAGAGGUCCUUUCUCUGCUUCCUGUCGUCCUUUGUUUUGUUCUACGUGAAUCAGACGACCCGCAGCGCCCCCUGGUGGUGGACACAGGAACGACCGGACUACACCAUAGGGAGCCCCGCCGGUGACCGAGCUGGUCGCCCCCCCGCAGCCCUGGUCGGUCCCGUUCACCCCGCCGUCCGAUGCGGAGCGAGGAUGGGUCCUGCUCACGAGGCGCUGCUGAAGGCAGAAGUGAAGGGGGUGAUGCUGGAGCCCUUCGUGCACCAGGUUGCCGGACACUCUUGCAUCAUGCGCUUCGGGGAGCAGGCCAUCUGCAAGCCGCUCAUCCCCCGGGAGCACCAGUUCUACAAGAGCCUGCCUCCGGAGAUCAGGAAGUUCACUCCUCAGUAUAAAGGCGUGGUGUCGGUGCGGUUCGAGGAGACGGAGGAGGGUAAGCUGUGUCUGAUGGCGUACCCGUCCCCGGGGGACCCCUCCCCGCCGGCCCCCCGGGAGGAGCGGCUCUCGGCGGAGCCCAAGGCCCUGAAGAGGAGCGGGGAGCCGCCGCUGGGGGAGACGGAGAGCUACAGCAAGGAGCAGAGAGCGCGGGCGCUGCGCAAGGACGACGCGCUCGUGAGGGAGGAGGUCCAGCAGGCCGAGGUCCUCUUCCUCAGCCAGGAGAAGACCAAGCACAACCCCUGGAGACUCAAGUGUCACCAGCAGCUGCUGCAGAAGCUGAGGGACACGGCCAAGCUCCGCAACCAGCACAAAUUCAUCCUGCUCGAGAACCUGACGUGGCGCUACUCGGUACCGUGCGUGCUGGACCUGAAGAUGGGCACGCGGCAGCACGGCGACGACGCCUCCGAGGAGAAGAAGGCGAACCACACCAGGAAGUGCCAGCAGAGCACGUCGGCCUCCAUAGGGGUCCGCCUCUGUGGCAUGCAGGUGUACCACCCGGACUCGGGCCAGCUCAUCUUCAUGAACAAGUACCACGGCCGCAAGCUGACGCUGCCGGGCUUCAAGCAGGCGCUGUACCAGUUCUUCCACAACGGGCGGCGGCUGCGCCAGGAGCUGCUCUCCCCGGUGCUGCGCCGGCUGCGGGACAUGCAGGCCACGCUGGAGGCCUGCGAGUCCUACCGCUUCUUCUCCAGCUCGCUGCUCAUCAACUACGACGGCGACCCCCAGCGGGGUCACACCCGGCCCCGGCCCCGGCCCCGCGGCGGCGAGGAGGGCGAGGACGACGAGCCCUCCGACGAGGAGGAGUACGACGGGGAGGACGAGGCCUUCGGGUUCCCCCCGUCUCCCUCGGCGGGCGGCGCUGGGGCGAAGGGCGGCGCCGGGCGCUCGGCCCGCGGCGCCCCGGAGGCGGGGGGGUCCCCGGUGGACGUGCACAUGAUCGACUUUGCGCACACCACGUGCCGGCACUACGGCGAGGACAGCGUGCUGCACGAGGGCGGCGACAAGGGCUUCAUCUUCGGCCUGCAGAACCUCAUCACCCUCAUCUCCCGGCUGCAGGAGCACGGCGCCGACUAGACCGCCGGCCGCAGAGUCUGUUCUGCUCGGAGAUUCAAUGACUCCUCUCUUGAGUGGUGCUGAGAGGCACCCGGGGAAGAGCCAGACCCCCUCCUCCACAGGGGGAGGGGAACCCCGCCCGUGGGGUCCGGUCUGGGGUAGUGCGGGGGUCUUCUCGUGGUUCCCACUGCGGAGCCACCCUUGUCGCCCUCCUCGCCACCAGCGGGAGUAGGACGCGUGGCGAUGACUCCCUCCCCCAGGCCUCGGAGGAAGCCGCUCCUCUUAGUGGUCAGAGGCUGGACCACCCCAGGGGGGCGACCCCUGCUGACGGAGGGGUGUUGCUCUGUAGCGACCUCGUACGUCUCCGUCACACCGCUCCUUCUGUUACCAACUCGUUUAUUUACUUUAUUACUUUAUCCUCGUGAAGGACGAGAGGGAAACAUCGUGUGGCGCUUUUGUAGCUCUUCUUUGAGCCUCUGUCGGUGCUUCCUGUGGAGAGACUGAGACUUGUCAGACUGCCGUCGGUGUAAAGCACAGCUCACACUAGUGAGGGCCUGAACUACACUCGGACCCGGGCCGCUGGUCCCGGCUCACUGGCUCACCGGCUCCCGGGCCGCGACCUCGUAGUACCGAGGACGUUAUCACCGUGUCCUCAACCCGAGACCGCUGGGUCGCUAGCUCGUUGGAAGCUGAAUCCGCUACAUUGAAUAUUUGUUAGUUUGUUAUUUUGCUGUUUGUCGGAAGGACAUUUCUUGUUGUCGUAGAUGAGGGAAUGUAGCGUUUUUGUAAUGUCCAACAUUUCACUCCCCUCUACUUUAUUGCCUGUAUUUUCAAAGGGCAUUUUAAGCGAAUCCUGUUCUUGCUUUGUGGAUUAAUUAGUUGAUUUCUCUCUGAUGUACUUCUCUUCAUUCCUUAAAUGGGCAAUAAGGAAGACAGUGCAUGUAUCAGAACCAUAUAUAAGGACUAUGUAGAGACUUAUUUAUUGGUGCUAUUUGUAAACAAAAAGACGUAUAGCUAGAAAUGAAAAAUACUACAUUCCAGAAAACUGUUCUGAGAUUCUGUUCUGAUUGGGAUUUGACUUUACUUAGUGUUUUUGUGCGAUUGCAAGCACCUCUUGUAAACUUGUGUCUACAGUGUCUGGAAAAUAAACCUUUUUUGUGAUAAAGACUUUGAUUGCGUUAAUGUUUACUUUCAGAAUGAGCGGGCGAUGGGGCUCAGAGGAAAAAUUGCAUGAUCCGUGCGCUCCAAUCGACGGAGUGAGAGCUAGACGUCUGGCACCACCGGGAGAUCAGACAGCGCUCUGCCCCCGUCUCCUCCCGCCCUCUUGAUAGGACGGUGGUCUCCUCCCGGCCUCCUGAUAGGACGGGGUUUGGAACCUUCAGGUCACCGUCGGGCGGCUCUGAAGGCUAGUUCCGACUCCUGAGAGAUCGGAGUGAUCUGGGACGGAAGUCAACCUGAGCUGUGUGCGGUUUCCUGUGGGAUUGAAAUUCGAUUAAUGCGGGCCAGUCCCCUCAGCUCUUUAUUGAGCUCUACGUUGCAUGCAUUAGGAAUGCUAUGUAUGUAAACUGGUGAAUCUAUAUAUAGAAGAACAAAAUGCAGGAGAGAGGCUUUGAAGCGAGGCGCCUUUUGUCCUGACGGAGAAUUUCGAGGUCAUAGGUCAGAUGCCCUCGAGUGCUGUGUUGACUUCAAAGAAAUCCCUGUACCGCAACACCUGUCAACACAUGGGUGGUUUGUACCUGGCAGUUCGGUGUACUGUGGCAGGAGUUGGGUUAGAGAGUGCAAAAGAGUUGGUGUGCUUACAAGAGGCUCAUCUGAGGUGACCGGCACCUACUGUGUUUGUUAUUAUUGUUUCUUCAGAGCAGUGAACCAACUUUAAACCUGGGACCAUGUGACCGUGUCUAAGGGAACUCCUGCCAUGUGUACCUUCUGGUUGUGGACCUCACGUCGAAGUCUUUAAUCCUUGAAGCCCGGAGGAGGCCUUGGAGGGGAGGGAGAUCGGCGAUGUCGUCGUUUGGUAGCAAACUACACCACAAACGGAUCUGAAGGGCUUAUCUGGAGGAAAGCCUGCCGCUCUGACGCAUGUUGAGGCAGAUCUGACGCCCUCUCCAGGACUCUGGGAUCCGCUUGAAAGAGUUAAUCACAGUUCAUCCUCAGUGGUGUCCCAGCCAGCUCGCCGAGAAGCCACUGAAACCGUUUUUGCACUUAAAAAGCAGGAUUCCAAUGAAGCCACCGACUGGUACCAGGCAUGCUGUUCCUCCAGUGGCAGCUUGAGGAAACCGAGUCAGACAUUUUUUUUGGAUGUGGAAAUACUGUUGACGUCUCCUCCAGUUGCUGGUCUCGUCAUAGGAGGGCAGAAUAUCCUGUCGGGUUUAUAAACACGAGUAUGAAGUGUGUGUAGAACUGACGUGUACACAAAGCUGCUGUGAGAGACAUUUAGGAUAUUUUUGAAUAUUACUACUGUUAUACUUCCAGCUUUCCCCCCGUUUCGACCGUGCACCCUCCAGCAUGGUGAGAGCCGAUACCUCUGUCACUCAGGGGUUCGUUCGCACGUUCCCGUCGGCUUAGGGCUCUCAUAAGGAUGUCUCGCCUAUCGUUAGCAUUUGAUUUAUAACGUCUCCUGACGACAUCUAGCUUAGACGUUGUCCAUACCUAAUUAGG
Messenger RNA from Gadus chalcogrammus (walleye pollock), 4333 nucleotides. RefSeq names its product inositol hexakisphosphate kinase 2b (gene ip6k2b). Gene Ontology annotation, biological process: phosphatidylinositol phosphate biosynthetic process; inositol phosphate biosynthetic process. Gene Ontology annotation, cellular component: nucleus; cytoplasm. The record is from RefSeq and is a predicted model, not a curated record. NCBI's taxonomy places the organism in Eukaryota, Metazoa, Chordata, Actinopteri, Gadiformes, Gadidae. The transcript has 5 exons. Bases 383 to 1696 code for a protein of 437 amino acids. Gene Ontology annotation, molecular function: inositol hexakisphosphate kinase activity.